CCUUCUUCUCUUGCUCUUCUUUCCCGAAAAUAUGUCGACACUCUCUGCCUAUUCUCUUUCUCUUUAUGCAUCCAGCUUUGAUUAUUUAAGACACCAUUACCAACAUCCGUCUACGCUUUCAGACUGUUCUAUUACGUCUUCAACUAUCUGUUUCUGUUUUUAUGUGCAUAAAUGCAGAUUCCUAUUCGCUGAGAAAUCCCAUCGACAACCCCUUUCAUUCUUAUAACCAUUAUUUAUACCAACUCCAUUCACUUCCCAUGAUAUCCAUCGAGGAACUCUGGGAGUUGCAGUUUUUCGAUUACUUUCGAUCAAAAACUCAGGUUUUUCCUGGCUCAUUUUUGCAGAAAAUCUCGGAUUCAAUGGUGACAGCCAACUGCAAAUCCGCUGACCUUGAAACCUGCCGUGACGAGGAGGGGGCGUUUACGCUGAAAUUCGUUGCUAUAGCUUCUAUUUUGCUCGCUGGAAUUGUCGGAGUCGCCAUUCCUCUUGUGGGCAAGCACCGUCGUUUUUUACGCACCGACGGAAGUCUCUUCGCCGCCGCUAAAGCUUUUGCCGCUGGUGUAAUUUUAGCCACCGGUUUCGUGCACAUGUUAUCCGGAGGUUCCAAUGCUUUGAAUGACCCGUGUUUGCCCGAAUACCCAUGGUCCAAGUUCCCGUUUUCCGGAUUUUUCGCGAUGGUGGCUGCUUUGCUGACGCUGCUUGUUGAUUUUGUGGGAACUCAGUAUUACGAGAGGAAACAGGGGCCGACCGGGGCGACUGAUGAGCAGGAUCGGAUCGGGUCGGUUGAUGCAUUGUCGGAGUCGUGUAUUGUUCCGGUGGUGGACAACAAGGAGAGGAAUGCGAAGGUGUUUGGAGAGGAGGAAGGCGGUGGCAUGCACAUUGUGGGGAUGCAUGCGCACGCGGCGCACCAUAGACAUAACCACCCUCAUGGGCAGGACGCUUGUGAGGGACUCGUCAAAGUCAAGGAUCAAUCGGCCCAUGUGCCCAUAAACGGGCACGGUCACGAUCACGGCCAUGGACAUAGCCACUCGCACGGAUUCGGUAAUGGGGACGAGGAGAAUGGUGUUCGGCACGUCGUCGUUUCGCAGAUUUUGGAGCUUGGAAUCGUAUCACAUUCGAUCAUUAUUGGGAUUUCACUUGGAGUUUCACAGAGUCCAUGUACAAUAAGGCCUUUAAUUGCAGCACUAUCAUUCCAUCAGUUCUUUGAAGGGUUUGCACUUGGGGGCUGCAUUUCCCAGGCACAAUUCAAGGCUUCAUCAGCUACACUAAUGGCAUGCUUUUUCGCCAUCACAACCCCUUUAGGUAUUGGCAUUGGCACUGGAAUUUCUUCAGUUUACAACCCCUACAGCUCAGGUGCUUUGAUUGUCGAAGGCAUCUUAGAUUCCAUGUCGGCCGGAAUUCUGGUUUACAUGGCUUUAGUGGAUCUAAUUGCUGCUGAUUUUCUGAGUAAGAGGAUGAGCUGCAACUUUAGACUUCAAGUUGUUUCAUAUUUCACGCUUUUUGUUGGAGCUGGAUCCAUGUCUUUGCUUGCAAUCUGGGCUUGAACAUCUCAAAAUGACUAUCUUUUAUCGUUCAUUGUUUCCGAGGAGAGGAGAGGAGGGGAAGCGGCAGAAAGUGCCCAGUUAGGAGAUAGAGGAACUGUAAAAUGUGUGACGAUGGACCGAUGGUAUCGUUAGAUAUAAACGGCCUCUGGAGGAAAUUGGUUUAAAGUGUAUUUUCUAGAAAGUAGGUUAGGUUAAUUUGAUAAAUAAAACGUUGUGAAUAUUUAUUAGAGUAGAAAAAAUAAACAAUUCCGAAUUGUGUCAAGGCCAAUCUGAACAUAAUUCAGAUUGGGUUAAAAUUGAAAAUUUUUUACACAAUCUAAUUCAAAUUGGGUUAGUGUUGAGGGGACUCUUAUACAAAAUUUAAACUAAUGUGAUAUGAGCACAACUCGACACAUCUUAACUGUUUUUGUUGUCUCA
Mangifera indica (mango) is the source of this 1961-nucleotide messenger RNA. Its product is annotated as zinc transporter 4, chloroplastic-like. Lineage: Eukaryota; Viridiplantae; Streptophyta; Magnoliopsida; Sapindales; Anacardiaceae. Gene Ontology annotation, cellular component: plasma membrane. Bases 162 to 1544 code for a protein of 460 amino acids. Gene Ontology annotation, molecular function: zinc ion transmembrane transporter activity. The transcript is spliced from 4 exons. Gene Ontology annotation, biological process: zinc ion transmembrane transport. The record is from RefSeq and is a predicted model, not a curated record.